This is a messenger RNA of Eimeria tenella, 930 nucleotides long. RefSeq lists its product as uncharacterized. The record is from RefSeq and is a predicted model, not a curated record. NCBI's taxonomy places the organism in Eukaryota, Apicomplexa, Conoidasida, Eucoccidiorida, Eimeriidae. The transcript is spliced from 2 exons. Bases 1 to 930 code for a protein of 309 amino acids.
AUGGUCAGGGCAGCGGGAAGCGAGAGCAGCGAGGCAGCAGAGGCAGCAGCAAAACAGUCAAGAAGCAAAUUGAUUAGAGGUGCUGCUGCUUUCUGCUGCCGCCAAGAUAAAGCCCAGCAGCAGCAAGCGACUGCAGCAGCAGCGCCAGCCCUUGCUGCUGCCGGCAGGGGAGGUCCCGCGGCCGCAGCAGGCCCUGUACCAACAGCAGCAGCAGCAGCAGCAGCAGCAGCAAGUGAUGCCUCCUCUUUCAGGGGAGAGUGGAGCCGCGCGUUGUCUGCGGUGCAGUGCAAAUUAGAUGAAUUAAAAACAAAAACAAAAUCCAAAGAAAGAAAGAAAGCAGCAAUAGGCGUGGCCCCACACCCAUACAAGGCGCUCACCAGCAUCGCAUCGUGCAGCAGCAGCAGCAGCAGCAGUAGCCUUAGGUACGCCUGCAGCACUUCCACCACCACCAGCACCAACAGCAUCGGCGGCAACAGCAGCAGCAGCAUCAGCAGCAGCAACAUCGCCAGCGGCAGCAGCAACAUCUGCAGCAGCGAAAUUAGCAGCAGCAGCAGCAGCAGCCUAAGGUAUGUCCCGUCCAACAGUCCCUUUGAAUCUGUGGGAGCUCUUAGCAGCAACGGGGGGCCCCCCAGCCUCACGUCCCCAGCUAUGGGGCUGGUGGCCCCCGCGGGGGCCCCUGUGGGGUCUCUUCCGAAGGGGGCCCCCAUGGGGGUCCCCUCCAAGGGGGCCCCCAAGCUGCUGGAUAGGAUAUAUUACAGCAGCAGCAGUUUGCCCCUCCUUGGCCGUCAUGUCAAGUCCCCUACUGAACCAGUACCCUCUUUUGGGGGCUGCCCUCCCAUGGGGCCCUCCCGGGCCCUUGGGGCCCCCGGGGGCCCCCUGGGAGCUGCGGGGCGUUGCGGGGGCCCCCCUGCGGACGGGCGGGUAGAGUAG